Messenger RNA from Paramecium tetraurelia, 153 nucleotides. RefSeq lists its product as uncharacterized. Lineage: Eukaryota; Ciliophora; Oligohymenophorea; Peniculida; Parameciidae. The record is from RefSeq and is a predicted model, not a curated record. The transcript has 3 exons.
AUGGUGGAGACAAGGAAUAUACAUCCUAUGCUGAAAUUGGAGGCUGAUUUGGGAUUUGAAACCAGCAGUCACCCAAUUAGAGAUCACUUCGCCAAGGUCCCUGAAGCAAGAGCUUUUUUAUAAGAGAUUAGAUCAUAUCAAGUCACAAGAUGA